Molecule: messenger RNA, 701 nt
Organism: Vitis vinifera (wine grape)
Lineage: Eukaryota; Viridiplantae; Streptophyta; Magnoliopsida; Vitales; Vitaceae
Exons: 1
Coding region: 192-596 (134 amino acids)
Molecular function (GO): calcium ion binding
Source: RefSeq, a predicted model, not a curated record
AGGAACAAGGAUCUUACGUCUGUGCAACCACUCAAAGCUCUAAACUGAAGGACAAUCAUCCAAUGUCGUCCAUGAGUAUAUAUAGAAAGUAGAAACCCUAAACAUAGUGAUCAAAACCUUGUAUAUAAACCUUAUAAAUACAGAAAAUUAGCAGAAAAAAAUUUAUUUAAAAAGAAAAAAAGAAAACAUCAAUGUCCCAAAAAACGAGUGUAGCAGUCCUCAACGAGUCGACCGUUAACGACUUCGUCCAAGACUCCGACGCCUUUGAGAAAUGCGUUGACGAGCAGUUCAAAAUGUUCGAUUCUAAGGGCAUCGGGGCGGUGUCCCGAGCGGACAUCCGCAGAGGAUAUGGGAGGUUGAUGGCGUUGGAGUAUGAGAAGCAGUCGGAGGAAGAAAUCAACAGUCUGAACGACAGCAUUUUCGAAAGGUUUGAUGAGGAGAGGAAUGGAACGUUGAGCCGGGAGCAGUUCAGGAGGUUUAUGAAGGAGUUGAUGCUGGCCAUGGCCCGGAGCUUCGGGGAUGUGCCGGUUCAGGUGGCUCUUGAGCAUGACAGUAUGCUUAUGAAGGCUGUUGAACAUGAGCUGUCGAGAGGGUGAGUAUGGGGCGGGGAGAUUUAAGGUUUAUGAAUGGAAAAUAAGAGAAAAUGCGUGGGAAUUUUCUUUGCUAGAUGUCUGUUUUGAUGUAUGUGGUGUUCCUGCAUU